This is a messenger RNA of Carassius auratus (goldfish), 1522 nucleotides long. RefSeq names its product RUN domain-containing protein 3B-like. Lineage: Eukaryota; Metazoa; Chordata; Actinopteri; Cypriniformes; Cyprinidae. The record is from RefSeq and is a predicted model, not a curated record. Bases 141 to 1493 code for a protein of 450 amino acids. The transcript has 11 exons.
UACAUUUAAUGCUAAUUGUCAUUCCACCCGCUUAUUCCAUUUCUAUGGCUCAAGUGAGAGUCAGUCAGAGACUGAUCCAAAGCAUCAGAAGAGAAAAAGACGUGAGGAAAUAAACAGCUGCGUAUCAGAAAAAGACUAUCAUGGCAUCGAUAAAUCUCGGGUUCAACGGGGCUCGUAGAAAAGUAUUAGCGCGUAUCAGAGCUGUAGAGAGGAGGAAUCUGAUCACCGUUUGCAGGUUCUCAGUGAAGACCCUCAUUGAUCGCUCAUGUUUUGAGACGAUAGACGACACAUCUGCUGAGUUCAACAACUUUGUCUCCAUUCUAGAACAUAUUCUCAGUCAUAGACUGAAAGGUCAGGUCAGCUGGUUUGGCUACGAGAGCCCACGCAGUUUCUGGGAUUACAUACAUGUGGCGUGUAGUAAAGUCCCGCACAGCUGCAUCCAUAGCAUCGAGAACAUGGAGAACGUCCGCAGCUCUAGAGCAAAGGGUCGUGCCUGGAUUAGAGUGGCGUUAAUGGAGAAGCGUUUGUCUGAAUACAUCUCUGCAGCUCUGAGAGACUUCAAAACUACAAGGAGGUUUUAUGAGGAAUGGGCUGUAGUUCUGGGUGAGGAGGCGGGGCUUCUGGCAGAUACACUGAUUGGACUGAAUGCCAUUGACUUCAGUUUUUGUCUGAAAGGGGAGGGGCUUGAUGAGAGCUGUCCUGUCGCCAUUGACUACACACCGUACCUUAAAUUCACACAAACUUCUGACAGCAUCAGCAGUGAUGAGGAGGAAAUGAGAACGCUGGGCAGCAGCGGCAGUGAAGCAGGCACUCCUGAAACCCACAUGGCCGCCAGUCUGAUGGCCGAUCAGAGCACCUGGUACAGCAAGAGCAAAAGACUAGAGCAGAAAUACAGAGUCGUGCUGGAACAGAAGGGUUAUUUGGAGGAGCUGGUGCGUCUGAGGGAAAUUCAGCUCUCUGAGUCUGUCUCUCAGAAUAAAUCUCUACAGCAGCGGCUCACAGACACAAAAACCAGCCACAAACUGGAGAAAGAGCACCUGGAGUUCAUCAUACUGGAGCUGCAGGAUCAGCUGACGGUGAUGAAGAAUCAUGACCUUCGCUCCAGACAGGAGCUCACCUCGCACCUGACAAACCAAUGUCCCUCACCUGCUACCUUGGAUACCAAUGCAGUUGCCUUGGAUACGCUCCUGUACAGGAAGCCCACAGGACCAUGGGAAGAGAAAAGCUUCCAGAGUUUGGAGCAUCUUUCUGCAGAUAUGAGUCUCUCGCAGAUGUCUCUGGAUCCAGCACAAGUGAACACACACAGUCUGGAGAGCAAGGCAGGACUUACACACUGGCACAGAGAAGGGAAAGAGGAUACUCCGUCUCUGAGGGGUUUGUGUGGUUCCUUAACCUCAAUGGCCAGUUACAAAUCUCUGGCCAGUCUCAAGUCCAGUGAGUAUCUGGCCAGUCCAACAUUAGACAUUACCAGCCCAGGACUGACACCGUCCUGAGAGACAUGUAUGGACAUAUAAACGCAUAC